Messenger RNA from Trichomycterus rosablanca, 2190 nucleotides. Its product is annotated as tripartite motif-containing protein 16-like. Gene Ontology annotation, molecular function: protein binding. The record is from RefSeq and is a predicted model, not a curated record. NCBI's taxonomy places the organism in Eukaryota, Metazoa, Chordata, Actinopteri, Siluriformes, Trichomycteridae. Bases 221 to 1027 code for a protein of 268 amino acids. The transcript is spliced from 5 exons.
GAACUUUGUGAGCUGAUAAACGCUGUGGAGUCUCACAAGUGUUCUGCACAGACAGUAGUGGAGAACAUUGAGAGGAUCUGUACUGAACUAAUCAACUCAAUUAACAGAAGAUGCUCUGAGCUAAAAGAUCUGAUCAGAGAUCGAGAGACAGCAGAAGUAAGUCGAGCUGAAAAAGUCCUGAAGCAGUUGGAGCAGCAGAUUGUAGAGCUGAAGAGGAAAGAUGCUGAACUGGAACAGCUUUCACACAGAGGAUCCCGUCCAUUUCCUCAAGAAUUUUCGGCUGCUGGAUCCUGCUGGAUCUGCAGAAUCAGCCGCCAUCACAAUCAGUCCUUUCCUCUCAUUUGAUGAUGUUACAAAGUCUGUAUCUCAGCUGAGAGAGAAAGUAGAAGAAUUCUGGAAAGAUCAGUGUGAGAAGAUACCAGAUGAAGUGAAGAAAGUCUGGAUUACUUCACCUCCUGAACCUGAAAUCAGAGAAGAUUUUCUACAAUAUGUUUGUCGGUUCACACUGGAUCCAAACACAGUAAAUAAAAACCUCCGUCUGUCUGAGGAGAACAAAGUGGUGACCUGCAGUGAAACAUUACAGUCGUAUCCUGAUCAUCCAGAUAGAUUUGAUAUUUACUGGUUACAGGUUCUGUGUAGAGAGAGUGUGAGUGGACGCUGUUACUGGGAGGUUGAGUGGAGUGGGGAUGAUGGGGUUUAUAUAGCAGUGUCAUAUAAAAGCAUCAGCAGGAAGGGACGUGGUGUUGAGUGUUUGUUUGGAGGUAAUGAUCAGUCCUGGAGUUUGUUCUGUUCUCCAUCCAGAUUUUUAUUCUGGCACAAUAAGAAAAAUACUGAAAUUAUCAUAAUGCCGAGUUCCUCUAGAAUAGGAGUGUAUGUGGAUUAUGAAGCAGGAACUCUGUCCUUCUACAGCGUCUCUGAUACAAUGAAGCUCCUCCACAGAGUUCAGACCACGUUCACUCAGCUCCUCUACCAGGGGUUUUAUCUUUAUUCAGGAUCAAAAGUGAAACUGUCAGAUUUAACAAAUUAAAUGUAAAAUUAACAUGAAAGUGUAACAUUAAACUGUUUAAAACAUUAAACAUUAAAAGAUUUUCUUUUUAAUAAGGAAACAUUUAAACAUUUAAAAAUAUAUAAAACACAAUAAAUACAGUGCUGUGAAAAAGCAUUUACCCCCUAAUCUAAAUGGAUUCAGAUAUUAAAACUAAAUUAAAUAAAAGACAAACUGAAUAUUUAAAAACAUAAAAUAAAUUUGUGUACAUUACAAAAUGGUAAAUGUGAUCAUUUUCACAUUAAACUUCUUUCUUCUCAAGUCUAUUAUAAGCAAAAUCUUAUUAUAAAAAUGAUCAUUUUCCUUUUGAACCACAGGUUGGUCAUUUCAGCAGUAGCGAGCGCUUAUGAGCAGUAAUAACUGAGACGUUUGGUGUUUCUAGGCUGUUUAGUACAUUAAGUCACAUGAGGUGUUUUAGACUUUCCUGGAGAAGCUGAUUCUCACCUGGUUUCUCCUGAGCUGUAAAACACAAGUUUAAAAGUGAAACCAGCACAUGAUGAGGAAUAAUACAGCAGAACUUAGAUAUGUGUGGAUGGUUUCAGAGGGGAUUUGAUUCUUUCACAGAAAUAGUUAUUUGUAUUGUGGUACGUUCGUUCAGGCUUCAUCAGUUUAUCUCUGCUCAUUCAGCCUACAGCAGUUUAGAUCCGCCCACUUAACCAACAAUUUGCCUCCAUGAUGAGCAGUACAGUAAACAAAUAUAACAGUAAAAUUAAAAACUAAAGUGCAAUUCAUUCUCGAUUAAAGUGCAUAAUGUUUUUCUACAACACCAUGUUUUUACAUUAUUUAAUGUCAUGCAUCAUUUUAUAAAAACUUUUUUUUUCAACUUGGUCACAAGAUCUCUACCAUAUUAUAUUACUUUUUUUAGUAAAGUGCCACAAGAUGGCGACAAAACAUGUGUAUCUAUUCUAUUAAUAUUCAUAAGCACGCACACUCACUCACAUACACAACACACACAUAAGCUUAUACAUUCACAUGUUUUUUGCUUUAUGCAUUAUGUUGAUAUUAUUUUGGUGAUUUGUUGUCUUUCUAUAUCAUUAAAAAAUUUUGUAUGUUAUGUUCUGAUUUCUAUAUUAUAAAAUUGAUUCAUUAUUUUGCUGAAGGUUUUAUACUGUAUGUCUGUUAGUAUUUUUGCCUCUUGAUGCACU